Suncus etruscus (white-toothed pygmy shrew) is the source of this 2876-nucleotide messenger RNA. RefSeq names its product transient receptor potential cation channel subfamily C member 1 (gene TRPC1). Lineage: Eukaryota; Metazoa; Chordata; Mammalia; Eulipotyphla; Soricidae. The transcript has 13 exons. The record is from RefSeq and is a predicted model, not a curated record. Gene Ontology annotation, biological process: calcium ion transmembrane transport; regulation of cytosolic calcium ion concentration; manganese ion transport. Gene Ontology annotation, molecular function: inositol 1,4,5 trisphosphate binding; store-operated calcium channel activity; protein binding. The coding region runs from base 88 to 2472 and encodes 794 amino acids. Gene Ontology annotation, cellular component: membrane; cation channel complex.
CCUGCCACGGGGCUGGGGCCGGCGGCGGCGGCGGGGUCAGGGGUCACGGCGCCCCCGUCGCCCGGCCUGCCCCCAGCCUGGGCCGCGAUGAUGGCAGCGCUGUACCCGAGCACCGACCUCUCGGGCGCCUCCUCCUCCUCCCUGCCGUCCUCCCCGGGCUCCUCGGCGUCGCCCCACGAGGUGAUGGCGCUCAAGGAUGUGCGGGAGGUGAAGGAGGAGAACAGCCUGCACGAGAAGCUUUUCUUGCUGGCGUGCGACAAGGGUGACUAUUAUAUGGUUAAAAAGAUUUUGGAGGAAAACAGUUCAGGUGACUUGAACAUAAAUUGCGUAGAUGUGCUUGGGAGAAAUGCUGUUACCAUUACUAUUGAGAACGAAAACUUGGAUAUACUGCAGCUUCUUUUGGACUACGGUUGUCAGUCCGCAGAUGCACUUUUGGUGGCAAUCGACUCGGAAGUAGUGGGAGCUGUUGAUAUACUACUUAAUCAUCGGCCCAAACGCGCAUCCAGACCUACCAUAGUAAAGCUAAUGGAAAGAAUUCAAAAUCCUGAGUAUUCAACAACGAUGGAUGUAGCACCAGUCAUUUUAGCUGCUCAUCGAAACAACUAUGAGAUUCUUACAAUGCUACUGAAACAGGAUGUCUCUUUGCCCAAACCCCAUGCGGUUGGUUGUGAAUGUACAUUGUGCUCUGCAAAAAACAAAAAGGACAGCCUUCGGCAUUCCAGGUUUCGUCUUGAUAUAUAUCGCUGUUUGGCCAGUCCAGCUCUAAUCAUGCUAACAGAAGAGGAUCCCAUUCUCAGAGCAUUUGAACUUAGUGCUGAUUUAAAAGAACUAAGCCUUGUGGAGGUUGAAUUCAGGAAUGAUUAUGAGGAACUUGCCCGGCAGUGUAAAAUGUUUGCUAAAGAUUUGCUUGCCCAAGCCCGGAAUUCACGAGAACUGGAAGUCAUCCUGAACCAUACGUCGAGUGAUGAGCCUCUUGACAAACGGGGAUUACUAGAAGAGAGAAUGAAUUUGAGUCGUCUGAAACUUGCUAUCAAAUAUAACCAAAAGGAGUUUGUCUCUCAAUCUAACUGCCAGCAGUUCCUCAACACUGUUUGGUUCGGACAGAUGUCUGGCUACCGGCGCAAGCCCACCUGUAAGAAGAUAAUGACUGUUUUGGCCGUUGGCAUUUUUUGGCCAGUUUUGUCACUCUGUUAUUUAAUAGCUCCCAAAUCUCAAUUUGGCAGAAUCAUUCAUACACCUUUUAUGAAAUUUAUUAUUCAUGGAGCUUCCUAUUUCACAUUUCUGCUGUUACUAAACCUAUAUUCCUUGGUUUAUAAUGAGGAUAAGAAAAACACCAUGGGACCAGCCCUGGAAAGAAUAGAUUAUCUUCUUAUACUGUGGAUUAUUGGGAUGAUUUGGUCAGAUAUUAAAAGACUCUGGUAUGAAGGGUUGGAAGACUUUCUAGAAGAAUCUCGUAACCAACUCAGUUUUGUCAUGAAUUCACUUUAUCUGGCAACUUUCGCCCUCAAAGUGGUGGCUCACAACAAGUUUCAUGAUUUUGCUGAUCGGAAGGACUGGGACGCAUUUCACCCAACUCUGGUGGCAGAAGGACUUUUUGCCUUUGCAAAUGUUCUGAGUUACCUUCGUCUCUUUUUUAUGUAUACAACAAGUUCUAUCUUGGGUCCAUUACAGAUUUCAAUGGGACAGAUGCUACAGGAUUUUGGAAAAUUCCUUGGGAUGUUCCUUCUUGUUUUGUUUUCUUUCACAAUUGGAUUGACACAGCUGUAUGAUAAAGGUUACACUUCAAAAGAGCAGAAGGACUGUGUUGGCAUCUUCUGUGAACAGCAGAGCAAUGAUACUUUCCACUCGUUCAUUGGCACAUGCUUUGCUUUGUUCUGGUAUAUUUUCUCUUUAGCACAUGUGGCCAUUUUUGUCACAAGAUUCAGCUAUGGGGAGGAGCUACAGUCCUUUGUUGGGGCUGUCAUCGUGGGCACCUACAAUGUGGUGGUGGUAAUCGUGCUCACCAAGCUGCUAGUGGCCAUGCUGCACAAAAGCUUCCAGCUUAUUGCCAAUCAUGAAGACAAAGAGUGGAAGUUUGCACGAGCCAAGUUGUGGCUUAGCUACUUUGAUGACAAGUGUACAUUGCCUCCACCUUUCAAUAUCAUUCCUUCCCCUAAGACUAUCUGCUAUAUGAUUAGUAGUCUCAGCAAAUGGAUUUGCUCUCAUACAUCGAAAGGCAAACUUAAGCGGCAAAACAGCUUAAAGGAGUGGAGAAACCUGAAGCAAAAGAGAGAUGAAAACUACCAGAAAGUCAUGUGCUGCUUGGUGCAUCGAUACCUGACCUCCAUGAGGCAGAGGAUGCAGAGCACAGACCAGGCGACUGUGGAGAAUCUCAAUGAGCUGCGCCAAGAUCUCUCAAAAUUCCGUAAUGAAAUACGGGAUUUACUAGGCUUUCGGACUUCCAAGUAUGCUAUGUUUUAUCCAAGAAACUAAGCAUUUUCUAAACCAACUGGAGAAGAGUUUUGAAUAAUAGAUCUAAAAGACUGUAUUUACAUACCUUACAAUUCAACUUAAAAAUAUAUAUUGAAAUUACUAUGUAAAAGCCAUUCUUUAAAAUAUUUAUAGCCUAAUAUAUAUGUUAUGUAAAAUAUGUAUAUAGAAUUAAUUUUUUAAAAUCCUCUUAAUGACUUUUUGCAGGAGCAAAACAGAUUGAGUAAAUGAUUUUGUUAGCAUGCUGCUUAGUUUUCUUAUUUGAGCAGUUUCUUAAAAUUUCACUCUGUAUUUGAGAAAGGUGAUUAUGGUGAUAGUUUACAUGUUGCUGGAAUGUUUUGUGAAAUGAAGAUCAAUAAUUGUGGAUCCAAAGGGCACACUUGAAAUAUAGAAGUCAGAGUUUUUAA